Pelagomonas calceolata is the source of this 1121-nucleotide messenger RNA. The record is from the annotation of a GenBank genome assembly. Lineage: Eukaryota; Pelagophyceae; Pelagomonadales; Pelagomonadaceae.
AUGCUCCUCACGCAGUGCGCCGCCUGUGCUACCGAGCUCGGCUUGUCAUCGGGGAAGAAAUGCGGCCGCUGAAUGCCAGGUGCAGCACUGGAAAGAAGGCGGGCAUGACCAGCUCUGCAAGAAAAUAAAAAAAGCAGGCGGCGCCGAGCAGUACAAUGCAAAUCAAAAGUACACGGCGGCCGUAGCGGUCGCGGCGGAGGCGUGUGCCGAGGACACGAAGGGCCAGACGUGCUACAUCUGCACGCAGGCUCUCCAUUGGAAAACAAAGGAGGGCCUCGUGCGCAUGUGCUCGUGCCGCGGGACGGCGGGCUUUGCGCACGUGUCGUGCCUGGCGGAGCAGGUGAAGAUUUUGUUCGAGGAGGCCGAGGAGAAUAAUUUGGACUUAGAACCAAGUUGGAGGCGAUGGAACACGUGCAGCCUAUGCGAGCAAUCCUACCAUGGAGUCGUGAAGCACGCGCUCGGGUGGGCGUGUUGGAAAACGUAUGUGGGGCGGCCGGAGGCGGACUGGACUCGGAGGAGCGCGAUGAGGCAGGUCGCGAACGGGCUAUCCGCUGCAGGACACCACGAGGACGCGUUGACUGUGGAAGAGGCCCAGUUGUCUAUGCUGCGGCGCAUUGGCGCAUCAGAAUACAACAUUCUCGGCGUGCAGAACAAUCUCGCGGCCUCGUAUGCUCAGCUUGGACGGCACGAUGAGGCAUCGCGGAUACAAGGAGACGUAUAUCAUGUGCAUGUGAAGCUCAAUGGCGAGGAACAUAUAGGAACCCUCCUAGCAGCCCUCGACUACGCGACGACCCUUAUUACUUUGGAUCGCUGCCAAGAAGUCAAGUCGGUGCUGCGCAAGACGAUGCCCGUGGCGCGACGCGUUCUCGGUGAGAAUCAUGAACACACGCUCAAGCUGAGGGCGCUUUACGCGAGGGCACUCCACGAGGACACCUGUGCCAUGCUCGGCCGUGGCGAUGUUCGAGGAUUUGGCACCGACCACGCGGCGCGUGCUCGGCGGCACGCAUCCGGUCGCGAUGACGAUUGAGGCGUCCCUGCGAUAUGGUCAAACCGUGCUCGUCGCCCGCGAAGGCGACGACGUGAGCGCCCUCUGCGACGCGGUCGACGCGCUAAACACCUAA